UCCGCUGAGAGACUAUUAUGGGCUAUCGAGGAUUAUUCAGGGAGAGGGCUGAGGUGAAAAAAAAUUGCUGCGAGGUAGAAGUAAAUAUGGAGCUCUCAGCCGUCGGGGAGCGGGUCUUCGCCGCCGAAUCCAUCAUUAAACGGCGCAUUAGGAGAGGUCGGAUGGAGUAUCUGGUCAAAUGGAAGGGCUGGUCUCAAAAAUACAGCACCUGGGAACCCGAGGAGAAUAUUCUGGAUGAGCGUCUUUUCGCUGCUUUUGAAGAAAGAGAGCGUGAGAGGGAGAUGUAUGGGCCAAAAAAGAGAGGCCCUAAACCAGAAACUUUUUUAAUGAAGGCAAAAGCUAAAGCAAAAGGCAAAAACUUUGAGUUCAGACAGGAAAUGUCUCGAGAUUUGCAUGUGUCAUUCCCGGUAGCCGAACCGGUUGUGACACCCAGAGCACGUGAGGGACUGCGGACAGUCGUGCCAACGAUUUUUCCUCCGAGCACCAUCAACAGAGGCGAAAGUGUCCGUGUGCGUCCACCGGACCCUGAGAGAGACCCACUGAUGCAUGGGAUGCUGGUACAACGCCCGCUGGAUUUUGCCAGCUCACCAAAAAAGCGAGGACCAAAGCCAAAAUUGCGUCCAGGAGGUUCAUCCACCGAAGGGGUUAAAAGAAAGGCAGAUGAACCAUUAUCUUAUCGACCUUCCAAAUCUGAGAGAUUGGGAGAGACUUCGAACUGUGAUGUCACCCAAUUAACCAAGAAGUUUCAAGCAGAAUCCAGCCACGUUCAAAAGCAAAUGGGAAGCAGGUCAAGUGAUGUAAAGUUCACACAUGGUGGCACCAUCUUAAAAGCUGGGCUUGGUGUUUUGGGACCUCAACGGAAGGACAGCCCAAGUGGUGCCAUAAAGCACUCCAAAAUGAAACAUCCUCCCAAAAGCAAUCUAUUUCGAUCCACCGAUCAAACCAGAGAGCAGUUGUCUCUGAGUUUUAUAGACGAAACCGAUCAGUCCUGGUUGCCUUGUUUGAAGAAUAUGGAGAAAAUAGUUGUUACUGACGUAACAAGUAACUCUUUGACUGUAACCAUAAAAGAGAGUUCAACGGACAAAGGUUUCUUCAAAGAAAACAGAUGAUGUGAUUUUAGUUACUGUAUGUCUAUACAAUAUUGUAAUCAAAUUAGAAACCACCUACAUUUCUAUAUCAUUUCUAGUUUAUAAAUGUAAAGUCUUGCGAUCAUGCACAAAAUGCAAAAAAAAAAGUAUAUAGUUUAUGUUUGGCCUACAUUUGCAUUUUCUAUGAAAAUGAAGUUUAUUUUUCUAUUACCCAGAUUUUAUGUAACGUAUACCAGUUGGUUCUUUCUUUUGGUUGCCUUCUUCAGCUUUAUUAUGAAUGUAGGUUUUAGAGGCUGUAAACGCAUAUUAACGUUUCAACUUAAUGCACCUUUUUAAGGGAUAUAUUGUAAGUCCCUCUUUUAUGAACUUCUGGUAUUUUUCUGGUUAGAUUUUGUAUAUAUUUGAAGGUCCAAACAGUAGUUUCUAUUAAAGCACACCCUUUAAAAAGAGUGAAGGGAAAUGCUGCAGUAACAUUCAAACCCGUAUAGGCUCAGUUUAGGCCUAAAUAUUUAAGGCACAAUUAUGUAGGCUUUAGAAUCGUAUUUCGUUAUUUUUCGUUUUUCUAUUGAACUUAUAAUUGAUGUGGAUGUUAAAAUUUCAAUAUAAAGCUGCUUUACGAUUCUUUUGCCAUUCAAAAACGAAAUUGAUGUCGUACAAAUAAUUUCUAAACUUGCGGAAUACUUCAGUGAGCUCGAAGCCUGUUUAAGUGAUGAAAAUAAACAUUUUAAUAAAAUUAAACGAUGUUAACCCGUUUAAGUAACGGUGGAGAGUAAAUAAGAGUUCAGUAUUUUUGCAGAGAGUCAAUGUGUAUCAAAUCGAAAAUAAAAGUGUAAUUUAUCUAUGUAGAAUUGAUUCAAAACAUGUUGCUCACGCAUAAUGAUUAAAAGUUAAUCAUUUUCAUGCUUGUACAUCAUUUCUACCUGGCCUUAUAUUUUGUGUAUCAUUUAAUUAACAAUUAUUUUUUUUACAAAUAUCGGAAAGCCUUUUUUAAUCGGGGAUAAAUUACAGACUGCGUGCCUGUAAGCAAAGUCUAAAAUAAAUGGUAAACCGAUAUAUAUAAUAUUUUAAACCGCAUGUCGGCAUAUUUUGUUCAUCUUAAAUAAAAAUCAUUCGUCGUAGCUCAGAUAUUCACUCUGUUUCAAACUUAUUUCUAAUAUAUAAUUUAUUAUACAUAAAAUAACAUAAUAUUAACAUUAUAUGUUAUAUUUUAUACAUUUUAUUAUUAAGAAUAAUACGCCACCGUAUAAGUGUCGUAUAGCGAAUAAUAAUUAAUCAAUUCCGUAGGCUAUUUCUAUUUUUAAAGAUCUCUAAUGAAAGAAAUCAAUUCAGAUUAAGGUGUUUGAUGUGUCAACAAACUCCACUAUUAUUUUGUCAAUAUUUUUCAAUAAUUGCAAAAAUACAAACGCUAAAAUUAAUUUCAUUAGAGGCGUGAUUUCAAAUUGAAUGUCGUGUUUUCUAGGCCUAAUAGUGAGAUCUUGUUGAGGAAGUUCAGUUCACCAAAAGCCACAAGAUGUCGCCGUGAACUUGAUACAGCAGAUAUGUAUUCCUUUUAAUAAUCCCUUUAAUUCCGUCUAUCACUGAUAUACUGUGAUUUUUGCUUCAAAAUGAAAUAUUGAAAAACCCACAGGGCGUAUAACUAACAGUCCCAGACUGCUCGAUGUGUCAAAGGUCCCUGUUUGUACUGUAGCCCAGAUUUCAUUGGUUUAAUUUGGAAUCAUCUGUGUUUUGUGUUUUAGAAUUCAAAUGUAAAAUAAACAUCUGAGACAUUAAGAUGUCAACACUUAACACUGAAAUAAAUUUUAAAAUAAUUCUAA
Molecule: messenger RNA, 2902 nt
Organism: Carassius auratus (goldfish)
Lineage: Eukaryota; Metazoa; Chordata; Actinopteri; Cypriniformes; Cyprinidae
Gene: cbx8a
Product: chromobox homolog 8a (Pc class homolog, Drosophila)
Exons: 5
Coding region: 18-1109 (363 amino acids)
Biological process (GO): negative regulation of transcription by RNA polymerase II
Cellular component (GO): PRC1 complex; chromatin
Molecular function (GO): chromatin binding
Source: RefSeq, a predicted model, not a curated record